Molecule: messenger RNA, 2139 nt
Organism: Pestalotiopsis fici W106-1
Lineage: Eukaryota; Fungi; Ascomycota; Sordariomycetes; Amphisphaeriales; Sporocadaceae
Exons: 3
Coding region: 1-2139 (712 amino acids)
Biological process (GO): regulation of DNA-templated transcription
Molecular function (GO): zinc ion binding; DNA-binding transcription factor activity, RNA polymerase II-specific
Source: RefSeq, a predicted model, not a curated record
AUGGCAUCAGCCACCUCGUCGACCGCGCUCAGCCUGCAGAACAACAGGAUGUCGCCAUCGUCGACAGGCGACUCGCCCUUGUCCAUGGGAGGGACGAGCAGCUCGGGUCGCAUAUUCCCGUUACCUAAUCGGGACAACUUCACCGUUGAGAUUCCCUCACAGUCAGCGAUAGCCAACACCAACGGCUCGAGCCUGAAAUCACCCAGUUCAGCAAAGGCAGCACGGACGACGAAUUUUAGCAGAGAUGGCAUUUUGGGUUCUGCGCAAAAAGCUCGGAACUUGUCUCAGUCCUCUGAGGCACGGCCGGAACAAGUGAUCGUUGAACUUCAAAAGGUUUCCAGCGACGAGAACAUGAACCCUCUAAAGCGACGAAACACGGACGCCACAGUAGACUAUCCUCGUAGGAGAGCAACAAUAGCUUGUGAGGUCUGUCGGUCUCGCAAAUCACGAUGCGAUGGCACAAAGCCAAAGUGCAAACUCUGCACAGAGCUCGGCGCUGAGUGUAUAUAUAGAGAGCCUGGCAUCAAACUGGACGCUGGUGACAAACUCAUACUGGAACGGCUGAAUCGCAUCGAAAGUCUGCUCCAAAUGAGCCUCGUCAACAACCCCAACGGCAUGCAUAUUUCCGAGAACUCACCGCCCAUCAGCAACGGCACUGCUCUGAGCGCUGACAACCUUCUUGCUAAUGCCAAUGGAAACUUUGUCUCCAUCAUCCCUAGCGGUGGUCUUGGUACCUGGACGGCUCAACCACCGAGCAGCAUAUCUACCAUGCCAAAGGUGCACACGAACGCAGCGCUCCACCUCCUUCAAUGGCCGCUCAUACGGGAUCUUAUACAACGUCCCUAUGAUCCUCAGAUUCUGCUUCAACUAGAAAUGGCAAGAGAACCACUCCCUUCUCUGGCCAAGACGCCCUGUGUCGACCUCUCCAAUACUCAUGCGUAUAUCGAGGCUUACUUUGACCGCGUCAACGUGUGGUACGCUUGUGUAAACCCUUACACAUGGAGAAGUCAUUACAGAAGUGCUCUAUCCAAUGGAUUCAGAGAAGGACCCGAGAGCUGCAUUGUUCUCUUGGUACUUGCCCUCGGACAGGCUAGUCUGAGGGGCAGCAUAUCUCGCAUCGUUCCCCAGGAAGAUCCACCUGGCCUUCAGUAUUUCACAGCUGCUUGGUCUUUGCUACCGGGGAUGAUGACUUCAAACAGUGUCUUGGCAGCCCAGUGCCAUCUGCUUGCGGCUGCUUACCUUUUCUAUCUGGUGAGACCCCUCGAGGCGUGGAAUCUACUAUGCACGACAAGCAGCAAACUACAACUUCUUCUCAUGACGCCCACAAGGAUACCCGAGGACCAGAGAGAGCUUUCGGAGCGAAUCUACUGGAACGCGUUGCUAUUUGAAAGCGAUUUGCUAGCAGAACUCGACCUUCCACACUCGGGAGUCGUACAACUAGAAGAGCACGUCGGGCUGCCCGGUGGGUUUCAAGGCGAAGAGUCGGAAGCGGUAGGCCGGGAUGAUCUCUGGUACUUUUUGGCCGAAAUUGCAUUGCGACGACUCCUGAACCGCGUCAGUCAACUCAUUUACUCCAAGGACUCGAUGGCAUCGACAACAAGCCUGGAGCCGGUAGUGGCCGAGCUGGACUUUCAGCUGACUCAAUGGUACGAAAGCCUGCCCUCGGCCCUGCAAUUUCCCUUUACGCGAGCGCCGCUGGCAGAUCCGGUGCAAACUGUCCUGCGUCUCCGAUUUUUUGCCUGCCGUACCAUCAUCUACAGGCCCUACAUCUUGGCGGUGUUGGACAAUGAGCAGGCCGUUUUGGACCCCGCGGUUCGGGACAACUGCCACAAGUGUCUAGAAGCCUCAAUUCGGCAAUUGGAGCAUAUUGGAGCACAUGUUGCCGGACAUAUGCCUUACUUGUGGCAAGGGGCUCUGUCCAUCGUCUCACAAACCCUCCUUGUAAUGGGUGCCACCAUGUCGCCUUCGCUAUCAAGUAUCCUCUUAACGCUGGUGCCGCAUCGUGAGGUCAUUGACCAGAUCAUCAACGACGUGAUUAUGGAUAUUGAGCGAAUGUCCGUGCUUGCACCGAGCUUGAGUCUUGCUGCCGAGAUCAUCAAGGAGGCCGAGGUCCGACGGCGAACAUUCCUCAACGGCUGA